CAGGAGUUAUUAAGAGCUGAGGAUGGACCACCGGCCGGCCGGCCCUGUCUUUCAAUAAGUAAGCCACUCCCGCUUUUGAUCUUCUGUUGGAAUUGCAGAACUGAGAGGGAGGAUGGAGCAGGCAGCGCUGGCCGUGGAUGUCGUUAAGGGGAAGGGACCGGUGCAGGGAGACGUGCCGUCAACGGAGAUGGAGGAGACACGGGAAGAAGCAUCAGGGAUAUGUCGCAGAUCAGAGAUGCUGCUCCGAGUGCUUCCCAUGGCUCUCAGCGUCGCCGCCCUCUUGGUGAUGCUGAAGAACCGCCAGAAUGCCGAUGACUUUGGCUCUGUUGCCUACACUGAUGUUGGUGGCUUCAGGUACCUUGUCUAUGCCAAUGGUCUGUGUGCGGUCUACUCGCUGGUCUCUGCCCUCUGCGUUGCGGUGCCGCGAAGUUCAAGCAAGUCCCGCAGUCGUUGGGCCUUCUUUCUUCUUGAUCAGGUGGUCACCUACCUCAUCCUGGCAGCAGGCACCGUCUGCACCGAGGUCAUCUAUCUGUCCUACAAUGGCGACCUGAAGAUAACAUGGGGAGAGGCCUGCACCACCUUCGGCACCUUCUGCAGAAAGGCAACCGCCUCCGUGGCCAUUACCUUCGCUGCCCUCCUCUGCUACAUCCUCCUCUCUCUCCUCUCCUCUCACCGUCUUUUCAGCACCUUCGCCGCUCCAUGCUCUGCUGCCUAUGCCGGACGGGUCGAGGCAGCGGCGUCUCCUUUCCCUGGCUAAACCAUCGGCGCCGAGAAUGAAAAUUCUCUUCUACCAAGCGCGCUCAACUAGCAAUAAUAUUGUUCAUAUAAUUAUAUCUAUGUGUUAUAUCAUAUGGUUAUCAGUCCGUGUAAUAUGCCUUCAAUAUCAUUUUCCUAAUGUUGUUUCGUAGCAUGAUGAGCAUGGGAGAGUAAGGUUUCGGCCCUUACCUGUGGUUUCAGAUUGAUGCCUUGUUGCUGCAAUCACCUUCUAGUGGACUUAUCCUAAUAUUGGCUGCAAUCUUAUUCGCCUUGGUUCUUUUA
Molecule: messenger RNA, 1038 nt
Organism: Nymphaea colorata (pocket water lily)
Lineage: Eukaryota; Viridiplantae; Streptophyta; Magnoliopsida; Nymphaeales; Nymphaeaceae
Product: CASP-like protein 2A1
Exons: 3
Coding region: 113-757 (214 amino acids)
Source: RefSeq, a predicted model, not a curated record